Molecule: messenger RNA, 13431 nt
Organism: Lymnaea stagnalis (great pond snail)
Lineage: Eukaryota; Metazoa; Mollusca; Gastropoda; Lymnaeidae
Source: the annotation of a GenBank genome assembly
GUAGAAGACAAGCGACGUCAGCAUCAAAAUCUGAUGGUGGAAAAAUAAGCUGCUAAAACUAUCAAGAAGACACAUAUUUUUGUUAAUUGUUUGGUUUUUGUUAUUGCUGCCUCAAUUUUAAAUCAUGGAGUUUACCGAACUGGUGUCUCCACACGUAGCAAUGCCUGUUAUAGGCGUUGUAGUUUGUGCGAUAAUGGUUUUUGCAUUUGGAUUUCGAACACCCGUUCAGCCUCCAAGUUUCAGUUUUGAAGAGGACAGUGAAAAGCGAAAUAAAAAGCGAACAAAACCAACAAAAGUAUGCAUUUUUUGUACUUAAAAUUAUGUGUAUGCUCACUUUACGCUAGCAAUAACUUUAUAUUUGUUAGGAGACUCAUUAUUCCCCAAUAAAAAACUCCAGAUGGCCAAUUUUGGUAAUCACGUAUUUUAGCUUACAUAAUAAUUAUUGUUAGUUUUAGGCUUUUUUAGUUUAAGGAAACAAAUUUUUAACUUCAUAUUUAUCUGAUGGAUGGACUACAUUAAAACUAAAACACUUCAGUGGUGACUAUAAGUAUAAGGCUUAAUUAUUAUUUUCCAAUUAGUUUUUCAUGUAUUUGGUUUUAGAGGAUUUUUAAUGUAAAAGAAGACAAUGUAGGUAUUUAAAAAGAUCAGCUGACAAUUUUUUUUUUUCAGUUGAUCACAAGUUUGUUUAUUCAGUUGAUGUGAGUUUUCCUCACUUUUUCACAAUCUCAGAUCAAAAGCAAUUUUCAUAUGGUUAAAGUAGAUACUUCGAUGAAACAAGGCAGACUACUACUUUUUGUGUAUCGGAAAUAGAAAUCAGUGCCGAAAAAUUUUCCUAUGUGCGUGUCUAUUUAUUAUUAAAUUAGUACUUUCGAUAUAUAUUUGAGUUCCGUUUUCGGCCUUAUAAUUAGGUAGACAUCUUGGCCUACAUUUUAAUCAAUUUCUUUUUCAUUUACAAUCAGUCAGCUUUGAGAAAAUCCUUGGUAAAUAUAAGGCAACUUUCAUCAUUAAAAUUAAGUCGAAGGAAAAAAUUUGUCACUACCAAAUUUUUUUUGCAUCUAGGGAAUCUAUUGAUCUACAUGUAUGCCAAUUUUCACAGCGAUAAGUGUCUUACGAGAGACGCCAUGUUUCCUUGCGUUCGCAGCAGGUCAUGCAGCUCGCUCAACCUAAUUUCGCCAUGGGGUGGGCCACGCCCCCUUUUUAAUGGCGGAAGUUGCCGAUACUUAGGAAAUAUUAAUUUAUUACUACUAUUUACAUCAAAAUAAUUGAUAACUUGUGUUUCAGAAUGCAUUUUGAAGACAUUUAAACUGGAAUGUUUUAAUUUGAGCUUUAACAACCCGUUGUGAUUGGCAACCAUUCACAGCCACUUGCAUAAUGGCUGUAUCGUAGUACUACCUCAGAGUUUCAUUCCUACUCUGAGCUCCAAAAAUAUGAAUAAAUUAAUUUAAAAAAAAAUAAAUUCAUUAUUUUCACUUUUUAAAUUUCAAUAAAAUUCAUUUAUUAAAAUUGUUUCUCUACUCUCCUACUUAUUUUGUUGCCGGUACAUGCAUUUCAAAUGCAUUGUUUAUAAGAUGGGUAAUUAACAAUAAUAAAGACUUUUCUUUUAACAUCUAACAGCACCUCUCAAUCACCACCCUUCCUUUUUUAAAUUUUCCGGAGCUCAGGACGGAGGUGGAGUUAUCAAAAAUUGUAGAGAGUGGAGCUUUGGUGGGGGGGUUCCACAUAUUUGUGAUCAUAUUUCCAGUUUGUGUUAAACAUUUGUGACGAUUGUCAAAUUUGGGGGGGGGGUGGGUAUUGGCCAUGAUAGCAUGAGAGCAUUGACAGGUUGGAGGCUGUCCAGCGACGAGCAGCAUGCUUUGUCCUAAACCGCUACAGGAAUACCUCUAGUGUUGGCAGCAUGCUAGAAACACUAGGAUGGUCACCAUUGGAGAAACGAUGACGACAAUUCAGGCUCUCCAUGAUGUACAAGAUAAAUAAUGGGCUGGUCCACUGUUCCAGUAUUAAACAGAAACUCGUCCCUCUCCCCCAUAGACAGCGACGAGGCCAUGACAGGCAAUUCAGGCUCAUACCAGCAAGAAGCCAGUAUAGGAGCUGCUCAUUCCUGCCCAAGACAAUCAGGGACUGGAACAAUCUUUCAAAAGGAACGGUUGAGGCGACAACACUAGACACAUUUGUGUCUAUUGCCUCAAGCCUUCAAACCCCUAGUGCAUGAUUUCCUCAUCAACACCAGUAACAGAAACAUUGCAAAUCCCAUCUACAUGCAUAGGAGCCAAAAUGAUCAAUAAAUUGAUCGUGGGCCCUUAAGAUAUAGAAGAAGAAGAAGGAGUUCAUUUAUUGAUGGUCAUUUCAUACUGACAUCAAACAAACACAUCCAUCAUUGGUCAGCUCUAAUUUGAGCACACCCCUUCCUUUUUUUUGCAUGUUAGUGUCCCCAAGUUGACUGUUUAUACACAACAAGACAGACUCAUUUUGUUGUAUUACUGAUAUUGGGGUCACUUUGUUCAAAAUGGCACGGCAACCAAGAUUAACCAGAAUUCAAAUUGUUGAUGCAAUGAAAAUUUUUAAUGAUGCAACAAUACGGACUGAGAUUUUGCUUAUGCGAAUAAUUUCUGAAACAACAAAUAACGUCAAUACGACUAUGGAAUUUCUUGCAAGGUACUCUCUUUUGAAGAACAAAAUGGGAUGAACAUCUGCAUUGUGGCUUGUAAACUUGCUAAUUACAAUCAAGGAAUUGAUAAAAAAGAUAUGGAUGUGUUCUAUUUGUGGUUCAGAAAAAUUAUACCAUAAUCUUCUGUAGGAUUUUUACCGUUUUCAAUAUUUAUACAUUAUACAUCUUUUUAACACAAGUAUUUAUUGCAUGCUAUUUUGGCCUAUUUUUCGACAACCCUCCUACCACAUCACAAAUUUGAAUAGCUGUGCCUGGGGCAAAGAAAGUAGCACACCUAGUAUAUAGAAAAUGGCACCAUCUGAUAAUUGUGCCGAGGGCCAGUUCCAUAAGUGAAGGGAUAAAAAUUUGCAGAAAUUAAAUACCCUAUCUAUUUUAAAUAAAUUUGUGAAUUAAUUUAAAAACCAUAUAUAUGAGUAUUUAAUUUUGAUAUUUAAUAGGCCAUUAGUUCAUAAAAUUAACCGAUAAAAGAUACCUGGAAUAUAUGACACCUAAAUCUUUAACAUUGUAAAUCCACUUACAGGUUAGAAAGAAAUAUCAGACACAUAGACAUAAAUAAAUAAAGUUGAAAAAUAAAUACAAAAUUUAUUUAAAUCUAGACACAUCCCAUUAGGCAACUUUUAUUACGUAGCUUUAAAGUCAGAGGAUUUACCCUUGAUUUAUCACAAUGGCGAUGUGAAUGAUAAAAGAUUUGUGAAAUUAACUUUUUUUUCAUCUAUCUUGUAAAAUUUGUAAAAUGAUUGUUACAUUUGAACAAAAAGACAUUUUUUUACUUUAAAAUAUACUUUUAAUUGUGUUGCAUCGGGUAAAUAGGAAGUUUUAAAUUUAUUUCACUUGAAAUUAUUUAUCACGCUAAAAUAAGGGAUCACCCCAAUUUUAUAUGCUACCAACUUUGUCACUUCCUAAGCUAAUUAUUUGACGCACACCUGACACUGUCGCAAGCCAGAAAGUACUCUACAAAAACAUCUACGCUUAAAUAACUUUUUAUUAAAUUUAAUUGUAGGCCUUAAUAGUUGUCUGUAAAUUGUAAGGAGUAGUCAAGAGGCCUAAAUAUUGUCUGAACCAUUCACAGAAUUCUCACACUGUCAGGCAACGAUAGAUUUUGAAAUAAUCAGAAAAAGAUUAAAAAAUCAUUACUAAAUGUGAAUCUCUUUACUAAGUUGUCAGCACAACAUCUUCAUUUAACUUUGAAGGCACAGAAGAGGGUUGAAUACAAAAUUUAAAUUAAAUCCAAGGCCAAGAAAGUGAAUUCUGCUGGUUUUAGUGUUCUUUUUUUUUUUUUAAUAUGGUCCCUCAGGCAUUAAGUCAUCACAUGAAUUAUGCUUUAGCAUCUUUACUUUGACAUUUUAAAAUCGAAAGUCCAAAGGUUGAAAAGGACCUCUCAUUUUAGCCAUUUAAAAGUUUGUUUUGUGCUAUGAUAAUUUAUUGGGCAGACCCUCCAGCUCACUGAUACCUUUGAUAUUAUAUUAUUUAUGCGUUUUUUUCAAAGCAGUAAUGUGGACAAUUCACUGCAUUGAGUCACUUUUUGAGACAUUGGACAAAUGUCUUCUAUUAUUUCGUACACGUUUUUCUACUAUUUUGUUGAAGUUUUAUUGUAAAAUUUAUAAAAAAUCAUCAUUUGUAUUCAUCUAUAUUAUAUAGGCCCACUAUAUUUUAUAUUCUUCAUUAAUGAAAAGCAUUAUUUUUUUUCAGUUGAAAGGUCCAAUAAAUGGUCAUAUUAUAAAUGAGCCUGCAGCUGAUGAUGUUCCAAAACUACCUGUCAAGUCAAAAGAAGUUAAGGCAUCAGCACCAUCUCCCAAAGCUAAAGUAAAUGAAGCAACAAAAACGCCAACAAAACGAGAUGCAAAACAGGAACUCAAAUCAGAUAAAAAGGAAAAGGUGCGUUUGUAUUGAAUGCCCUUGUAUUUAUUUAUAGUUCUCUAAUAAUCAAAAUGCAUAUAAGUUGACAAUCUUUUUCUUCUGAAAUUUUUAGAAAGCUGUUUCAUUUCUGAAUUAGAUGUGUGCAGUUUUCAAAAACGGCAAUUUCACAGACUGCAGUGAAAUAGUUGUUUUUUUUUAAACCCCAGAUUCCAUAAUAACGUCUCCUUCUUAUCUGAGCACAUAAGACUUAAUUUUACUUGAGAAAAAACUAUGGAAACAUUUGGUGGACCCAAUCUGGAAUGCAGUCAAGAGUUGGUCAUGUUUACUUUGGUCCAAUGCCAAUGAAAUCACAUCUGCCUCACAAUAGGCUAUAAUUUAUUAAUUUGUUCUUAUUAGGUAAUUUAAAUAAUGUAAUAUUACAAAGGCUCACAUUUUUUUUAUAAUGGUGCAACUGCCUAAACAGAAGCAUAAAUAGCGCUAAAAUAACAGGAAAUUCACAUGUAGAUGAAAACAUUUGUUUGUUUUUCUUUUAAUUAGUUCUUAUUUUCUCCUCUAUUAUUAUCUAGCAACAGCAGCAGCCUAAAAAACAGAAUGUAAAAGAAGAGGUAGAUGUGAAGAAAGUAAAAAAACCUUCAAGAAAAGAGGCUGAGGACGAUGGUAGCGUAUUUAUUUUUCAACAUACACUUUUGGUCUGGUGAUGAAACAACUAGUUAUCUGACCUGGUUACUCUUAUGAUUUUGGCAUACAGUGUACGAUUUUGUGAUGUCUUUUAUGAUUGUAUGCUGGUACCUGUUGGCACUACAAUUUUAAGAGACUGGGAUACAAAAAAUAUAUUCAGUAGUUUUUUCGAUUUAAAAAAACAAAAUUUUAUGGUUGUUAGUUUUAGCUUCUUCUACAUCUGUCGGUGAAUGGACCAAAACAGCUAGCAGUAUUUAUUGGACUGUAGCAUGUUAACAGAAAAUAAAAUCAGCCUUGUGGGGCUGGGCUUAAUAGAUAACGAUAUUUAUAUAACAGCUUCUUAUAAAAAAAUCAAUCUCAGGUCUCUUGGUAGGUUUUUCAAUUGACAUCAUUUUUUUAUUUCAAUAAAUUGUAUUUUAUGCUGAAACUGUAUGUUUAAUUAUUUACCUAAAAGAUAAGGUAUUGUACGACUUUAGUAUGGUAUAGUAUUACCCUGAGACGAUAUUGUACUUAUUAAGGGUGUUAUAAGGUAACCGGGUCUGAGAUAUGAUUGUAAAAUUCAGCUAGCCAGUUAUGUUUGUAGAGACAAGACUUUUGGGGAAAUUUAAUAGAUUUCAUUUUAUAUUUAAAUACUUAAACUUUUAAUGGUGGAAUUUUAACAUACCUGACCCAUUUUCUGUAUAAAUGCAGGUUGAAGACUAAUUCAAGUUAAAGAAAUUUAACAAUGAUUUCUUUACUCUUGUUUUUUUUCCUCUUAUCGUCACUAUCACAUACAUGAAGGUGAUGUUUCAAUUUUUAUCUACUGUAUUUGCAGUUCAUUUUUCUGUUCUGCUUAGCUUCUAAGCUUCUUGGUCAGGCUUUAAAUGUUAAAUCUGAUUAUGCCAAGCUAUUUAUUCUAUGCUUGGUAACUGAGGAGAUAUAAGGGUUUGCAACCCGUGUUCAUACAGUUGUAUAUAGUGUUUAUAACCAGGGUUAUUAUGUGGCAUUUGACCACAGAAUUAAUUUUUCCAGCAAUGUGAGUCCAAACUGUGGAAGCAUAAUGUGUACAGUACAUUACUGUCAUCUUUUAUCAGGUGAAUGGACUACAAUUCAGGUGUCUAAGAAAAGCAAAAAACAGAAAUCAUCAAAGAAAGAUGGCGGCCGUGCUGAAUCAGCUAGUGACUUUGAUAUUGAGCCAGAUACACCAGUAUCUGAUGCUGCCGCGGCAUCAGCUGCAACACAGGGAAGUGAAGUUGAGGAGUCCAGUUCACCUCAAGCUAAUAAGACCAAGAGAAAGAAGAAGGAGAAAAUUGCAGUGAAGGUGAGCCUGCAGUGACUCUUCAGUAGAUGGUUUUUCAUGUUUGGAAAUUUGUGCAAAAGAAAUUUGUUCAGAUGAAAAUUUUCAAAUAAAACUUUGUGUGAAUGGACAUUGAAUUUGUUGAACGAAGAUUAAAAAAUUUCUGAAAAUCUUUUUAUUUUCCAUUUUCUUUUUGAACCAUCUUCUUUCAAACAAAUUUCUUGCCUACAAAUUUCAAUAACCACUGUUUUUAAAUACAUUUUAUGUGCCGGGAAGCAGCUUGCUAAUUUAGCCUUUUAGCUCAUGACCAGCGGUGUUAUCUACUCACUUAUUAAAAAAAAAUAUGGUAACACAUCAAUUGAAAAAUUAAAAUUUUAGUCACCUGGUCUCAAGUUCAUAUUGAUUUUUAAAUUUUUAUGACCUGCUUGUGGUUAAAUCUCAUCCAGGAGGAGGUGGUGGUGCCUGUUAUUGAGAGACCUGUUGCUGCCAGUACUGCUCCUGCACAAGAUGAUACUCAAGCUGAGGUUUGUACACAUUAAUAUUUCUAUGGAAAAUCUUUGCAAAAAUAUUUAUAAAUAUUCUUCAAGCAUACUUAGGGUUUUUUAAACUAAUUUCUCACACUUUUAUCACGCCUUUGUUGACCAUUUGAAAUUCUAGAAUUAACGACAUUAAUAAGUUAUUUAUGAUUUGAGAAUGUAUUGUCAUUCUAAUUCAAUUAGUUAUUAAUCAAAAUCACAUAGAAAUACUAUGCAAAAAUUGUUUCUGUAAUGGGGCAAAUUUACUUGGUAUUUAAAAGAUAUUUGGGACUUAAAGAAAAUAACAGAAUAAGUCAGUGGAGCUGCUUUGCAAGAUUGAGAUAAAUUUGGUGGGUCUCCUUUGGCUGUGAAAUGGUCAAAUAAGUAAGAAAUGUAAAUAUUUCUCUUCUCAAUUCUUAGUUAAAAUGGAGCAAAAAUGUUUAUUCAUAUUAUCUUUUAAAAAAAAUUAAUUUCUGCCUUUUUUUUGUGUUUGGAUUAACAGGACAUUAAAAAAAAGAAGAAUAAAAAGGAAAAGAAAGCAGUUGGUUCUUCUAUAGCUGCUGCUGGGGCUGCAACCCCUUCUGAAAACUUGCCACAGGAUGCUGCUCCAGCAUCAGGAAAGGCCACCAAGAAAGAAGUUGCAGUUCCAGCUGCAAGUAACACUAAAAAAAGUAAAUCUGUUCCCCAAGCUGCUGCAACGCCUGUUGUUACAGAGCAGCCAAGUGUUGUUAAAAAAACCAAACCUACCCCUGUACCUGCUGCUGCUGCUCCAGCUAAAUCAGAGCCAAGCCCUCCAGAACCUGUUCAAACUCAGUCAGUGAAACCUAAGAAGACCAAAGCAAGCACGCCUCAGGUUAAAAAUGAAAGUCAACAACCAAGCCCUUCACAGGAAAGUGCAGAGCAGAUCAAAUCAAGCCCUCAAAAGAAGAAGGCUAGAAGCGUUGAAAAUGUCCUGGUAUGAUCUCUAUAUGUCUGAUUCAUUUAUUAGUUUUAUGUACAUACUUAAGUUAUCGCUAUAUUUGAUCUACUUUGCAUUGUUAUUUAUCUUGUGAACAUGUCGGGAAUAUGUUUAUUCCAGGAGGAGAAGUCUGAAAAGGCAGCUGACAUACAGAUUAAGCCUGUUGAGCCUGUUAAGAAAAGUGCUGACAAAAAGAAGCCUGAAACUGGUAUAGUUGAUAACCUGUCCUGAUUAUGUAUUUAGCAAGGGAAAAAAGGAUUUCAUUAAAAAAUUGUCUCAAUAUGGAAAUUAGGAGCUACUGUUUGGAAUUUUGAGAAUAAACAUCAAGAAGCAGCAGCAUAAUAAACAAUAACAAACAAAUAAACUUAAUCCUCCUCAAACUUAAGACUAGUUUAUUUUAUUUUUUAAAAUGUCAGUAACCCAAAGAUUUGUAACAUACUAGGUUUAGUGAACACUUUCUAUAUUUUUGUCCACAUAUUUCUUACAAUAUCAAUCAGGUGAUGAGUAUUCCAAAUAAAAAUGGCUUUAUCUUUUUUUUUAAAGUGGUGAUAAUGAGUGGUUGAGUAGUUAACUGUAUUUGACAUUUAGGAAUUUACAUGUUGAAAAUAGCUUUCUCCAUUUAUGAAUGAAAUUCACAAUAUUUUAAUGCAAUUAUAGAACAAAUAGAUUUUUCAAAGUAAUAAUUUCUAAACCAAACUACAGUACACAGUUUUUUCCCCUUUUGCUGGGUAUUUAAUAUUUAAAAUUUCCGAGUUGCUUAUUUAAAAUGCUUUCAGAUUUUUAAAUAUCUAUAAAUAAAUGAACAUAAACUCUGAUUUAUACUGUUUUCACAUUCUUUUAUUUCCUUAGCAUCCAAGGUGGAAUCAGAGACUACUCUUGUUUCAUCAGAACCUCAAAAACCAGUGUCUGCCUCUGCGCCAGCACCCAGUAUAUCUUUUGAUGAAGUUGGUGGUAAGGACCGUUUGUGUAGUAGCUGCUAGUAUCAUUGAACAAAACAUUUUUCACCAGAAACAAAUCUUGACUGAUUUUUUUAUUUGCAUUUAUACACUGUGAACUCUCUCACUAUAAAAUCUAUUAUAAUAACUUAACAUUAUACAAUUUUUAAUGAAUACUUCUUUCAUUAGUGUUUAUAACAUCAAAAUGGUUGUGUUAAUCUCAUUUUAAAUAUCUUUUUAGUCAUUGUUUAAAUAUUGAUCUAAAUUCAACUGCAUUUAUAAUAUGGUUUGCAAAAUUAACUUUUCUUGCAGACUUAUGGCAAGAAGCUACUCCAAAGAGCAAGAAAAAGAAGCCAAGAAGAGAUAACUAAUGUCAGCAAGUUGGCACCAGUCUUGGUUAGUGUCACAUGAAGCAGCAUUCCUUCAAUGUUUUUAUCAUAAAAUUACAGUAUAAAUCAUGUGAUAUGGAAUGUGUCGGCAACACAGUGUCUUAUAGACAAGUAAGGGAAACAGCCUGCUGGUCAUAGCCCUUCUUUUUAUGCAUGCUUUGGCUUCUUAACAUGAUCUGAAAGAACUGGUGAAAUUAUAUCUCAAAUUCACAUAUUUCAGAAUAUGUGAUCUAUGCUUAGGCUCAUUGAAAAUCAUUUGUUUUUUUGUUUUUUUUUUUGUUGUUGUUUUUUUCCCUGCUUUUUUGGGGCAUUACUUAAUUUUAAGAAAUUAACCAGGUGUGUGUAAAAGUAUGCAAGCACUUAAGAAAAGAUAACUGGGUAAAGAGCAGCGCAAAAUUAAUUAAUGUUUUAUGUAAAAUCAGGACUUAGGUGGUGUAAAGACCACAAUGAUUGUUUUCUUUUCUGUAAGCGUAAAUUUUAAAUUAUAAGCUAUUUAAAAAAAAAAAAUUUGAAGUAUUUCAAUUUAUUCUCUUUAAACCAUUAAAAGUGACAUCUCAUCAACGUUCUAAAGCUUAACCUACUUACCAAGUUGAUCUACCGGUACUUUAAAGUGUUUGAAUUCUUCUAUAAGCACCUUAUACUUAAACCACUUAAAAAUCUAAAUUUAAAAAAAACAAAAAACACUAAUUUUAUUCAUAAUCAGAAGGGCCUCCUAACAAUGAUUUAACAAUCCACUUGUGCAUUUCAUUCUGUCUUUCUUCAAUCAUUUCAUGUUUUGUUUUAAAUGCUUUGUCAUUCAAACAUCUUUUACUGUAAUGGGUACCUUAAUGUCAUUUUUAUUUAUACACUUCAUAAACCAUAACGAGAGAAAAGAGGUAAACUAGAAGAGAUGUGUCAGUCUAGCCUAUUGUGGUCAUUCAAAAAUAAUAUAUGCCAAACGGUGAGUUAUUUGCCUCCUUUUAUUUUUCAUUACGAUAUUGCCAUGAAAUGAAUUUUGAUAUCUGUGCUAUAUAAUUUUUUUACCCCUUUCUCUAGUCAUAAAUUUGUUGCACACCUGAUAAAAAAAUGAAUACAGUUAGAAGUGUAUUCCUCUCAACUCAGUAGUAUAGCGGGUGUGACACAUUUUAAGAUGUUAUAAAAUGUGUUUUUUCUUUGAAAGUUGUUUAGCAGUAAGUUUAAAUGCUUUAUUAGCUCUCCCGUUAAUAUUUCAAUUUCUAUUUAAAAUUGAAAUAAGUCAGUCAAGCCUUAUUUAGAACUAAUGUAAUGAUCAUUAAUUUAAAAAUUUGGUUUUUUUUUAAUAUUAAAAUUUUAAUUUUAACGUUAAUGUAUUGUUAAACUAAAAAUAGUUUGGUGUUUUUUUUUCAAUGUUGAUUUUUAUUAAUUUCUUUACACCAAUUUGUCUGUAAUGAUUGCUCAUUUUCUGAUCACUUUAAUGAGCAAUUCCCUUGUAUCCUGUUUGUUCUGUUUUAAACAUAAUAGCUCAAUAGUUAUGGUAUCACUAUUUCUUUAUGGCCCAGUUUAAUCAGGCUUUUGUAAUCAAACUGUCAAGGUUGGUUUAUGUAAAUGCCAAUUGUCUACCUCUUGAUCAUAGCAAGUUGAACUGAUUAUACUGUUGAUGGUGACAAGGCUGCUCCACUCAACAUGAAAUGCAUGUCUUUUCUUCUUUUCUUCAUGCACAUGAAGUUAUAUUAUUUAUUCCUUUAAAUCUGCUCCUUCCUUUGCCUUCCUUCCAGUGAAACCUAUUGCAAUCUCGAGAGCCUAUUUCCAUUCUCCUGAGAUUCUCACUGUGGUUGAUUAUUAUUUCCCCAAUACCUUUUUUCUGCAUUUUCCCUCUUGUGAUAAAAACCUGUUUGUAAAAACCACAUUUAUUGUGAUGUAAUCAUAUACAAUCUGCUGUCUGCCCUAUUAACACUUCUUCUCUCAAAUCUUGCUGGAGAGUUUUGUUUCAUGCAGAUGGAGAAACGUCAGGUUGAAUAUUCUGAAGGAUUGAGUUAUUUAGAUGAAUAAUGCCUGCUUACCAUGGUUUGCCCAAUUAAUUUUUUGAGACUAUAAAAUAUUGCGAAUUUAUUCAAUAUUGAAAGACAAGAUUUUGUUUUGUCUGGCAGCUGAUAUCUAAUGCUUGACCUGUAUCAUAUUUGUGAGAAAUGACAAUCUUUGAGUACAGUUUCUUUCAGUAAUAAUGUUAUUAUUUUUUACUAUAAAUAACCCACCAGACAAUGUUGGUGGCACUGUGUGAAAUUCCCAUAUGUUAAAGUUACUUGACAAAACAUGGAUUCAAGUAACGCUUUUUAUAGGAAUCCGAAUUUGUGCUAACUUCUGAGAAUUACAGCCUUACAUACCAGAGAAAUAUUAUUUGUGAUUUUAUUAAAGCAGUUAAACAAAUUAGAAAGUUGAAGACGGGAAAACAUAUAAAAUGAGUUCCAAUUAUUUAUAUUGAUGCCUGACACUAAGAUUUCAUGUCACAAACUUGCACAAAUAAAGGUGCACACCUAAGAUUUUGAUGUUUCUGUAAUGCAGAAGUUAAAAAUGUUAACAUGUAUGUCAACACAUUUAAUUUGUGUCAUUGUUUAAAAAAAUAUUGAUGACCACUUGAUAUCCAUCUGCCAGCCAUAGAUCUCGGUAUGAUUGUUUACUCGAUACAUGAACAGGAUAAUUUGGCAUUGCCUGAUCCUGGAAUGUUUGUGUAGAGUAGUAAAAGUUAAUGGUUGUUUGUUUUCAUUUAAAACCACAAGAGUGUAUUCAAUCAAAUGAAAUGAGAUAAUUUUUUUGUUCAAUCUGUUGUUGAAAUGCAGUGGGAAGCUUCCACUUAAAAGUAUUGUGUGAAUAGUUUGUUUUAAAAGUGACUAGAUGUGUUCAGUGUGUGCGUUUUUUGGUUUAUGUAUAACAUAUUUAUGUUUUUAUAUGCAACAUUUCAAGGGUUAAACACAUUUGACAUGGACCAGCAAAACAUGACUUGUGCUGAAAUGCGUGGACCAUUUUACUACCAACUUACUGCAGGGUUCAGGAUGAUGUCAGGAUUUUUCCUCUAUUUUUUCUGCUCACUUCCUAUAUAUCUUUAUUUAUUGAAAAGUUUCUUUAAUUACAUGAGAUUUUGCAUUGAAAAUUUUAAUCUUAGCACAUUGUUUUAGAGAUCUUUAAAAAGCAAAAAAACAAGCUUGCCUAGUUUUGUCUUCCAUCUUGCAUAUGUCAGUUUGUUUUUUCAAGACAAAUGUCUGGAUCUAAGGUUGCUUGCUGGUACUGGAAGUGACAUUUGUGUUCCAUCAGGUACAGUGUAAAGUUUAUCUGAGAGAAUGUACUUGGUCUUCCAUUUAAUCAUAUUUAAAAACAAUUUGCUCUCCAACCUUUUCAUAAGUAGGCAUAAUAAUUAAUUACUAAUUCAAAUAUUAUUGUCAGAGUCAUUGCUGGCUUAAUUAAUUAUCUUCUAAUUAGCUAAAUUGUGGUGAUGUAAUUUUCAUACAGUUUGUGCUAUUAUUCUUUAUACAAAAUUUAGUUUGAAUUGAAUAACAUUGUAUUUCCCUUUUUUCAAGUACUGUGGAAAAGCACCACUCUAAUAUUAGCUCCAAAAGAGUAUGUGUAUGGGGACAAACAAGUACCGUCCUUUUGUAAAUGCAGUAAAACGGGCAUUGAAAAUGUUUUUUUGCUCUUCAAAGUGCAUGGUUGUGAAUUGAAAGAUUUAUAGGGCGCAUUAAGUAGUUUUUAUGUUAAAAUGUUUUUUUUAUAUUUUUAAAAAAAGUAAAAAUGAAAGGGUUUAAAAAAAAAAAAUGAGCUAAUAUUAAAUAUCUUGUCAAGCUGAAAAUUCUCUAAUCAAACACUUAAGUUCAUAAAAAAAAAAUUUAAAUAAUGUUUCUAGUCUCAAAUUUCCCUUUAAUUAAUGGUUGAUAUACCAAUCUGAUUAUCUCACCCUUAUGCACUGGCAUAACUUCAGUGGUGGACAGAGGAUGUCUGGCAACCUACUUGAACUUGUUGGACAUCAUGUCUCACAAUAUAUAUAUUACAUGAUAAGUAACCUGCCAGUCAUUAACUUUUUUUGUUUGAUUUACUUAUCUUGCUCAUUAUUUCUUUCAAUAUUUGACAAAUCAGUCUUUUUUUUUAAAGAAAUCAACCCUUGUAACCUACAAGAGACAUAGAUUGUUAUAAAUUGGUGGUAAGGGAGGGGGG